Molecule: messenger RNA, 1191 nt
Organism: Symbiodinium necroappetens
Lineage: Eukaryota; Dinophyceae; Suessiales; Symbiodiniaceae
Source: the annotation of a GenBank genome assembly
AUGUCGGCAGAGCAAAUUGCUCUCAUGUUCGACCACUUGAGAGAUCAAGUGGUCUUGGCUCUGAAGGCCAAAGAGGAAGAUGCAUUGAUGAUCGCGGACCUCCAGCAGCAGCUGGGCACCCAAACCGAGAAAGUGAAAAUCCUGGAGGCGCAGCUCCAGGAGCUCAAGCAGGUGGUGCUGGGCCUCAUGCAGGAGGAGGUGGAGGAGGAGGGAGAGGAGGAAUCCGAGUCGACAGGCACUCCGCCUGCUCCAACGGCGGAGGAGUUGGAGGAGCAGACCGACUCAGACGCAGAGCACCUUCCCCCGCCAUCCCCUUCCCAGAUCGCGAAGAUCCUCCUGCAGCAGGUCUUUAUCCGCUUAGCGGGAAAAGACGAGACGGCGGAUACGGUGCAGAAAUCGCAGUCGGAUGAUGUCAGCAUGUGGGAGGCAGGUCCUGGUGUGGAGGUGGAGGAGCAGCAGACCACAACGCAGUCCGCUGAUGCAAGGAUUUUGCAGGCAGGCCCUGCUGCGGAGGUGGAGGAGCAGCACACGACCCGUUGGGUCUGUGUCCGCAGGAGCGGAAUGGACAUCCGUUCGGGACCGUACGUCCAGCGUACGGAUGUUGCAGGCUACUUGCCUGCGCAGAAGGUGUUCCAUGUCUCAGAGGAGAGACGAGGCCUUCACAGCACCAUCUUCUUGAAGCUGGCUGAUGGCACGGGCUGGGUGUUCUCCGAAACCCGCUCCGGCACCUUCUGCAAGCCUGCCGAUGCACAGCACGCCGAGAUGGAGUGGUACAGCCAAGCCUGGACCUGCCAGGACAAGGAUAAUCGCGGAUGGAAAGACCAUUAUGGGAAUUCUUGGAGCGGGAGCUCCGACUACGACAACAAAGGAUGGUGGACGGCAGACAAAGAUGAUUUGGACAGACCGAACAACGGAGGUUGGGACAAUCGUGAGAAGCGGUCUUGGAGUGGGAGCUCCGACUCCAAAACAAGCGGAUGGUGGAUGGGAAAGGAGCAAGGAGGGUGGAAGAGUAGUGAUCCCUGGGCACAGUGGCAGAAGAACCAGUACUCAGGACUGGCCGGAGUGGUGAUGGCGCGCUACUGCCCUUCGUGCAUGUCAUGCACAGAGAAUUUGACAUGCUCCUCGGUCAGGCCAAUGCGCCAAGUUGAGUACCCCAUCACAGAUUGCACCGUGCAAAGAACUUGUUUCUGA